CACCCACGUGUAGUCCGACGACCGUUGAUGGAGGGCGAAUGUGAGAGGGUGAGAGUGCAGGGCGGAGUGGACCAGAGCUCAGUUAGAGCCAGCUACUCCAAAGAUGGGAGGUGGAUGUUUGUGUGCGCCGGCUGUGCUGUCAAUGUGUACAGUACCAUAUCCCACCAGCUGGUGCACGUCCUCAGUCGCCACAAGGCAGCCAUCACCUCGUGCUGUCUCAACCCUCACAACUCACUCCAGCUUUUGACUGCCUCUCUGGACGGAAAAGUCAUGAUAUGGGACUAUCUUGAUGGGUCAUUCCUUAGGGAAAUCGAAUUUGGUGUGCCGUUGUUUCACUUUGCCAUUCGUCCUGGGAAGAAGGAACCUCGGAUGUUUUUUCAAAUAGAAAAAGGUACUAUGGAGGUAGACUCCAGUGAAGGAAUAGAACUAGGAUCCACUGAGACAGCGGAUAAAGUGAUCAUUGGUCUACCUAGUGAGGUCAUAGUUCACCGAGACCAGGCCACACCCCCUGCCGUCCAGCUCUCUCAGGCCACAGAAUACCUGCACUUGGGCUCCAGCCCUUCCGACAUGUGUUUCUCUUUCAAUGCAAAGUUUGUAUUGUCCUAUGCUGGAAAGAGUCUUGUCGUGUGCAGCAUUUCCAAAAAUCUACAGCGAAGUUUCCCGACAUCGUUUGUCCUUGGAGCGAUAGCUGGUCACCCGAGUGAGCUGUGUGUGGCUACGGGUAACGAGAGAGGGGAGGUGGAGGUGUGGUAUGGCUGGACCGGGCGGAGACAGCAGCCGGUCAAGACUGUCCUCCACUGGCACGCACACGCUGUGGCUGACCUCUGCUUCACCACCGAUGGGACCUUCCUGCUGUCAGGAGGAGAGGAGUGUGUCCUGGUUGUGUGGCAGUUGGCGUUGAACGAAAAAACACUUCCGACCGAGACUUGGAGCUCCGAUCACCAGAGUGUCAUGUGCCCCAGCCGACCAGAACUUUGCCGUGUCCCUACAAAACAACAGUAACAGUUUUCUCUCUCAAUUAUUGAGUUUCAGUCAAUGAGAGAUGGCGUCCACCAACCCAGUCAUUCAGGUGGUGUCUGGACUGAACAACAACGUGGAGUGGACGGUGGGCGGGCUGCGCAGGUCUCAUACCCAGACCCCGGGGGAGAACGGAAUGAGGACGGGACUCGUGUGGGACCCUCGCUCCCUGAGCUUCGUGACCAACAGCAACUCUGGCUCUCUUCAGUGGUACAGACCUGAUCUAGACCAGGUCACCUGCCAGUUGGACGUGACUGGGUUGAACUAUGUGUCACGGAGAGAUGAACCUCUGGUCCUCAUGACUGUAGAACACGCUGCAUUCUCCUCUGACGGACACUGGCUGGCUACUAUUGAGUGGAGGGAUGAUGGGAAGACAACUCCCGAGCUAAGGCUAAAGUUCUGGCAGUUCACUGCUUCCUCUCAGGAGUUUGAACUGAACACGUGUGUGGAGCCACCUCAUAAUGGAAAAGUCACCUCUCUCUCCUUCCAACCACCACCACCACCGCCACGAAACUCUCUAUCAUCAUCCACCUCGUUAGCCGGAAAAUCAACGGGGUCUGCCCCUCCACUUGCCGCUGUGAGCACCAGUGAGGACGGGAAUGUCAAGACCUGGGUCCUGUUGGGAGGAGCAGAGGAGAGGGGAGGCGAUGCCUCGUGGGCGUGUCGCUCCGUUGCCUACUACCAGUGUCUGCCCUGCAGAGGUGCCUGCUUCUCUCGCGAUGGAUCUCUUCUGGCCACCAACUUUAAGAAAUGUCUCACUCUAUGGGAUCCUUACACCUGUGAACUACGCAAGGUUUUCAGCAGUCCUUUCCCUCCAGAAACAUUCUCCCAGCAUACAUUUGGAAGUAAAACGUCGUCACACUACCUCAUAUCCACCACUGAUCGCCACCUAAUUGUAUGGGACCUCCUCAGAUGCUCAGUUUUGUGGAGUGUGGCAGUGGAUGUGGCCGUGCUGGUAGCUGACCCUGUCGCACCAAUGGCCGCUGCUUUUGUUCCCUCAAAACAAGGCACCACUCACCUGUAUGUGUUUGACCCCAGUUCUCCAGCACCUGUGAAUGUAUGGGAGUCUGUGUGCAGCGAGCCAGUCACCUCUGCAGCUUAUGCACACGCCACGUCUCCUGCAAGAGAGAGCAGAGGAGGUGGAGGAGAGGAGAGAACUUCAAAACUCUAUUUCCAGACGUCCUCACAGGUGCUCUACCAAGUGUCCAAUGAAGGGGAGGACCACCCUGUCAUUAACACAGCUAAGGUGGUGAUGCAGAAAGGGAGGGAAGAGCAGUCCAGACAGGCCUUCUUUGAGGUCUUUGGCAAAGCCACAAAGGGUGCAGUAGAACCAAAUACAGCUUCAAGUGUGAACCAUAGUGUAAGGCUCAGAGGCAAGUUGAAGGUGUGGGAUACUGCACCUCAUGCCCUCCCUCCCCUGACUUCCCUCGCUCCACUCUUCCUUGGCUCCCUGCUGCCUUCAAAGAGACCUGGGAGCAGUAGAGGUGAAAUGGAGGACCUUGAGUCAGGUUCAUACACAAUACAUACUGAGUCAGGCCACUUGAUGUUGAUUGUCUGUAUAUUAUAUAUACAUGGAUGUAGAUGGAGAGGAGGAAGAGAGGGACUCGGUGGAGGGUGAAGAUUCUGACAGUGGGGCUCAGGAGAGAGACAGUCACAGGAGGAGAUCACCGUGGGUUCAGUAGUAGCUAUGGAGACUGAUGACGUCGGGGACCCUACCAGCUGGGUUCAGAAUCCCAGACUUUGACUGGCUCACAAGUCAACACUUUGGCGAAGGACAGACCACGCAUUCAUCAAACUAGCUCGAUUUUUAUAGCUUGUCCAUUUUGCACUCAGUUUUAAAGUCGCUGUGAAAAAACCCAUCAGUCUUUGGUGGAGGUUUGUUCUAGCAAGUCCACCACCUGAGAGGCGGUUGGUCUGUUUCGAGGUCUUGCCUGUGUGCACUGCUCCACGAGUGUGUGGAUGUCGGGCCACUCAGAGCGGAGUCUCUUCACGCACCUCUCGUAGGAAUCAAUCUCUGGAAGUGUGCCUGUCACCACUUCUAGCACCGUGACUCCGUAGCUGUAGAUGUCGGCCUUUACAGUUAUCCCCUCUGCCGGAGGCUCGCUCUGUGUGGAUGGGAGAGUCUCUGGAGCCGAGUACAACUCUGUACCUCCUCCAAGAGAUCCUACACUCCCCUGUGAUGUGUGAUUUGCACUUCCGAAAUCUCCAAUCUUUGCUCGCCACUGGCUGCUCCCGAGUCGCUUCACGAGGA
Messenger RNA from Geodia barretti, 3268 nucleotides. The record is from the annotation of a GenBank genome assembly. Lineage: Eukaryota; Metazoa; Porifera; Demospongiae; Tetractinellida; Geodiidae.